Messenger RNA from Equus caballus (horse), 985 nucleotides. Lineage: Eukaryota; Metazoa; Chordata; Mammalia; Perissodactyla; Equidae. The record is from RefSeq and is a predicted model, not a curated record.
AUGCCCGGGGCCGGCGCCCUCCAGCACCUCCCACCCAAACACCCGCGGUGCCCCCGGCCCGGACCGGAUCAGUUGGUCCCGCCCCCACCCCCCCGGCCCGCACGGACCCACGCCUUUGUUACGACUCCUGGCCAUGUUGCCCUCCUCGUGAUAACUCCGCAGUGGAGAUGGAUUCCGUCCAAGACACACGUAGCUCUGCUGAACGAUCAGCGCCGCAGUCCAGGCGUUACCUUCCGCUGUGGCAUUUCUCUCGGUGUGUGUGAUGUAUGUCUGUGUGCAUGCGUGCGGUAUGCGUGUUUUUCGAUGGAGGAACGGGGGAGUAGAGAGACAAGGAGCAAGAGGGGUGAGAACCUUUGCAAGAAGGAUCUGCGAAUCAUAAAAUGCAUAGAAUGUAAGCUCCUUGUGAUUAAUGAUCUGCACUAAUUUGGAUAGCAGGCAUGGUAAAGGUCAUUGACAAUUGUUGCUGGUUUCAGCAUGAAUGCCUAAGCGGGAUGUAUUCUUGAACAAUCAAAAUUAAGUCAUUCACGGAAAAGAAGUGCCCACAAUUCAUUUCAGUACACAGUAAAAAUGCACAAAUAAAAGUAUCCCCCAAUUCAACUAAUUACAUGGAUAUAACUUGCAUAUAUAGACACAGAUAUCUGUGUAGACAGAUAUAUUAUCACAUAUGUGAGUACUCACCCACAAAGAUUAAAAUUCACAUACUUGAAAUUUUCAUAGUUUUUCUGUAGCAUUUUGGAAUGGAUUUGAGUCAAUGGUAAAAACUUGCUACAUUCAUCUACAUUCUUGGGUCCAUUUAAGACUACAGUAUUGCACUAAUAACUUCCAUGUGUUGAAAAUUAACUUAGAUCAAUGAACAGUGAGCAAAACUUCCAAACUCCUCCAUGUAAACUUGUGAUUUUCAUGACUUGCCUCCUUUCUCUGACCUGCUUAUCGCCCACACGUGGUUUCACUCAGGACUAUGCCUGUUCCACGAAGAUGCUAUGCU